Messenger RNA from Ceutorhynchus assimilis (cabbage seed weevil), 735 nucleotides. Lineage: Eukaryota; Metazoa; Arthropoda; Insecta; Coleoptera; Curculionidae. The record is from the annotation of a GenBank genome assembly.
UGAAUCUGUUACUUAGCCCCUUCAAUUUAAUUACUUUAGUCUUGCUUUUAAUAUUUUUUGGUUGGCUAAUAUGCCUUCAAUUUCAAGUUCAGAAACCUCGCGAUGUCAUGAGACUAGCAAUUCUUUAAUAAUUCAUAAUUUAAAUUUUGUAAUAGUGUUUACUGUUUGUAAGAGGAUGUCUACUAAAACUAGACUUCUUAGUUUAGUGUUGUUGUGUUUAUCAUUUGAAAACUCUUAUGGUUUGAAAUGUUACACCUGCUCAGCAACCGAAAACGAUGCAGAUACUUCUUGUGCUGACGACGUUGUAGGCAUAGGCAAGAACGCUAUAACUGAUUGUGAUAAAAAAUAUUGUACAAUUACCAGGAUUGAUUACAAAGAUCCAAGAGGUAAACUCGCUUCGCUAAACAGAAAUUGUGUCGACAAAGUACCAGCGGACGGUGUCACCGAAGACGCAACUUUUAGAAGUUAUCAAAGAUCUUGCAAAACCGACCUGUGCAAUUCUGGAAGUGGCAAAAGCGACAUUAACACUGGAAGCCGCAGUCUUGGAGAUAAAUCGACAAUUUACGCUCCUGGAACCGGUAGAUCUGCUGGAACCGCUAUAAGUGUUUCGGUGUUUGGUUUGUUGGUUAGCGUAGCAAUGGUUUUGAGAUUGUAAAAAUGUUUCAUACUUAGGCAUAGUUUUAGAAUAAUUGGAAUGACUACAAUAUGAUAGGAAUAAAAAAUUUAUACUCCAGA